AGAACAUAAAAAAAAAAGUAGAGAAUUAAGUGACGCACACUCUGACCCUAGUCACUAGGUCACGCUGGUAUUCUUCUUGAAGAAGAAAGGACGCUAGGGGUUUUUAUUUUUUUUAUUUUUCAUUUCAUUCACGCUUCAGUUCAGUUCAACCCAAGGUUUUGAUUUUUCUUUUAAAAGAUCAUGGCGAAGAAAGUACGUGCUGUGGGAAUAGACCUAGGCACAACCUACUCAUGUGUCGCAGUAUGGCAGGAACAACACAGCAGAGUAGAGAUUAUUCACAAUGAUCAAGGCAACAAAACCACUCCUUCUUUUGUUGCUUUCACUCCAGAUGAAAGGUUGAUCGGUAAUUCUGCUAAGAACCAGGCUGCUACCAACCCACAAAACACUGUCUUUGAUGCUAAGAGGCUGAUUGGUAGAAAGUUUAGUGAUUCUGUUGUUCAAAAAGAUACCAUUUUGUGGCCAUUCAAAGUCAUUGCUGGUGUUAAUGAUAAACCAAUGAUUUCCGUUAUGUAUAAGGGUGAGGAGAAACACGUGUAUCCCGAAGAAAUAUCAUCUAUGAUCCUCUCAAAGAUGCGGAAUAUUGCAGAGGAAUAUUUAGAAUCACCGGUUAAAAAUGCAGUUAUCACUGUCCCUGCUUAUUUCAAUGAUUCUCAGCGAAAAGCCACAGUUGAUGCUGGUUUCAUUGCUGGGAUUAAUGUUUUGCGGAUAAUCAAUGAACCUACUGCUGCGGCUAUUGCAUAUGGCCUUGACAAGAGAGCUGAUUGGGCCGGAGAACGAAAUAUUUUUGUCUUUGACCUUGGUGGUGGGACUUUUGAUGUUUCUCUCCUUACAAUUAAGGGUGAGGUCUUUGAAGUUAAGGCCACUUCUGGGAACACUCACCUUGGAGGAGAGGACUUUGAUAAUAGAAUGGUGAACUACUUCGCAAAGGAGUUCGAGAGGAAGCAUAAGAAGGAUAUUAGUGAGAACCCAAGAGCCAUGAGGAGGUUGAGAACUGUGUGCGAGAAGGCAAAGCGGGCACUCUCUUUUUCUUCUGUGGCUGUGGUUGAGGUAGAUUCUUUGUAUGAGGGAAUUGACUUCUUCUCAUCAAUCACUCGUGCCAAGUUUGAGGAAAUCAAUAUGGACUUUUUUAAAGAGUGCAUGAGGAUUGUUGAAAGUUGUCUUACUGAUGCUAAGAUGGACAAGAGUAGUGUGCAUGAUGUUGUCCUUGUUGGGGGAUCUUCUAGGAUUCCCAAAGUGCAGCAGUUAUUGCAGGAAAUUUUCAAUGGGAAGGAUCUAUGCAAGAGCAUCAACCCUGAUGAGGCUGUUGCUUAUGGUGCAGCUGUGCAAGCUGCUGUGUUGAGUGAUGGCUUUAAGAAUGUUCCAGACAUGGUGCUGCGAGAUGUUACACCAUUGUCACUAGGUUGGAUGCUAGAAGAUGAUAUUAUGGGUGUGGUGAUUCCGAGAAACACUUCUAUUCCUGUUAAAAAGACAGAAGAAUUUUACACGGUUUUUGAUAGCCAAUCCAGCGUCCUUAUUGAUGUUUACGAGGGUGAAAGAACGAGGGCGAGCUGCAACAAUUUUCUUGGGUCUUUUCAACUUUGUGACUUACCCCUUGUUGCUAAAGGACAUCCUUUCCUUGUAUGCUUUGAUAUUGAUCAAAAUGGCAUCCUAACCGUUUCUGCUAAGGAAAAAUGGACCGGUAAUAUGAGUAAGAUUACGAUAACCAAUGACAAAGGAAGGUUGUCGACCAAAGAAGUUGAAAAACUGAUUCAAGAAGCCGAGGAUUACCGUGUUGAAGAUAUGAAAUUCUUAAGGAAGGCUGAGUUAUUGAAUAAAUUGGAUGAAUGCAUUUACAAAAUGAGAAAUGAUAUGAAUCUCAACUCGGAAGAAAAUGAGAAUAUCAAUUCUUUAAUUACAAUGACAGAAAAUUUGCUUCAUGAGGAUCAUCCGCAAAUUGGAAUAGAUGUUCUUGAGGAUAAUCUAAAGAAGAUUCAGAGUAUGUCGGAGAGCAUUAUAUCCAAGACUCGCUAGUUUCCUUAUCUUUGCUAUCAGUUAAGAUUUCAAUUAUUGUGUUGCAGUUCUGUCCGCGAUGAAUACAAACCUUUAUGACAAUAUCUAGCAGUUAGCAUUUUGAUGAAAUUUAUGUUGAACACUAUAUCUAGCAGUUAACCUUUAUGAUUUGAAUGCAUUCAUUUGAUAGGGUGAA
Trifolium pratense (red clover) is the source of this 2185-nucleotide messenger RNA. RefSeq names its product heat shock cognate 70 kDa protein-like. The coding region runs from base 181 to 2010 and encodes 609 amino acids. The transcript is spliced from 2 exons. Gene Ontology annotation, molecular function: ATP hydrolysis activity; ATP-dependent protein folding chaperone; heat shock protein binding. Gene Ontology annotation, biological process: cellular response to unfolded protein; protein refolding. The record is from RefSeq and is a predicted model, not a curated record. NCBI's taxonomy places the organism in Eukaryota, Viridiplantae, Streptophyta, Magnoliopsida, Fabales, Fabaceae. Gene Ontology annotation, cellular component: cytoplasm.